AUGAAUAGUUCCACGAUCGAUUCCAACGAUGUCGUCUGCUUUUUCCCACGACAUUUAACGAAUUAUGAAAACAAAAUCAAAAAGAGACGUGAACACAAAAGGCAUUCGCCCAACUCGCAACAGUCAAUCUCCGAUUUCAAUUCCUUUAGUCAUAAACAGGGUUUAUACGUCAUUUUCAAUACAGUAAUCAAACGAAUAUCAAGUAAACCUUGA
Molecule: messenger RNA, 213 nt
Organism: Necator americanus (New World hookworm)
Lineage: Eukaryota; Metazoa; Nematoda; Chromadorea; Rhabditida; Ancylostomatidae
Exons: 2
Coding region: 1-213 (70 amino acids)
Source: RefSeq, a predicted model, not a curated record